Messenger RNA from Penaeus monodon (black tiger shrimp), 1095 nucleotides. RefSeq lists its product as uncharacterized. The record is from RefSeq and is a predicted model, not a curated record. The transcript has 2 exons. Bases 1 to 1095 code for a protein of 364 amino acids. NCBI's taxonomy places the organism in Eukaryota, Metazoa, Arthropoda, Malacostraca, Decapoda, Penaeidae.
AUGAGGCUCUUGGCACUCCUGAUGGCGCUGCUAGGUAUCCUGCGCGUGUACGGGGGCUUCCCCUACACAUGGUCCUUCGCGCCUCCGAGGCUGACUAAACUCAAAUAUUUAGUCUGCGUUUCGGUGGUAUUUGGAUUCGUCGCCUUGACGGCGGUGGUAUCAGAGGCAGUGCUUUACGAGUCGGAAUACCAUUUCAUUCGUGAGGAAACGAGCAGAACGACAAUCGUCAUCAUGAACAGGACGAAACAGUUCACGCUGUUCUUUCUGAUCGGUCAUUGCGUGUGCAGGAGCCACCUGUUGGCAGACAUGCUUUUUGGGCUGUACCGUUUACCAGUCGAGCAAAGGCAAGCGCUUACGAAAACUGAUUUGGCGAUGUCGUCAGCCACAGUGAUAGCAGCUAUACUUCAUCACACUUCGAUGAUAUACAUCCGAGCCAUUGUCAACAGGUCGUAUACGACGAAUGGAAGAAUGAUAUUCUCUAUUUCGUUUGAAGCUAUUAUUGGAAGCCUCAUAUUUAUCAUUCCUCUGAUUCUAUUCUUGACUAUCAGGGUUCUGAGUUCAUCCCUUGAAGAUAGAGUUUCCAUGUCGCCUUUCUUUGAAUCGGCUCUGCGGCUGAACAGCAAGCACAACAUUUUGAAGAUCGAAGACAAACACGACGAUCAUUCCAACGCUGACUGCAGGACGAGGUUUUGCUCUUCCCUUUCACAAGUGCUUCAGGAGCCCUUUGCCUUAACGCCUCGGUCAAUCAACGUCGCUGAUCUUAAGGACUUCACGACGUUCAUCUUCCGCUACAACGUCAUCCUAGAGAAAGCCAUUGAUUACAUGCAGCUGUCUGUGGUUAUCCUUCUCUUGAACGAGUUUGUCUCUCUGUCGGUCCUGGUGUUCUUGGUGGUCUCUGGAGUCGAGGAAGACUGGAGCUUCGUCUUAGGAACACUCUUCGCCCUCGGGAGUCUUCUUCGGGCUUCCCUCGUCAUCUGUGCGCCUGCGAGUCUUGUCAGCACGCUGGCGAGCCUUGCAAUGCUAUCACUGAAGCGCCGUCCGUUCGAUAAGUUCGUGAUAUGGUGGCGUUAUAAUUAUAUGACAGGUAGUCGGUAG